Molecule: messenger RNA, 1180 nt
Organism: Malus domestica (apple)
Lineage: Eukaryota; Viridiplantae; Streptophyta; Magnoliopsida; Rosales; Rosaceae
Product: pyridoxal 5'-phosphate synthase subunit PDX1.3-like
Biological process (GO): pyridoxine biosynthetic process; pyridoxal 5'-phosphate biosynthetic process; amino acid metabolic process
Molecular function (GO): amine-lyase activity
Source: RefSeq, a predicted model, not a curated record
AAUCCUUUCCCCACCCAAAACCCUCGCCAGUCGCCACCCCAUUUCCUCACUCCCUCUCUCUCUAGAACCUUCAUUUUUCUCUCUCUAGAAAUGGCGGGUUCAGGAGUAGUCGCGGUGUACGGAAAUGGCGCAAUCGCCGAGAGUAAGCAGUCGCCGUUCUCCGUCAAAGUGGGUCUCGCCCAAAUGCUCCGCGGCGGUGUGAUUAUGGACGUCGUCAACGCCGACCAGGCCCGGGUCGCGGAGGAGGCCGGCGCAUGUGCCGUCAUGGCCCUGGAGCGUGUUCCCGCGGACAUCCGCGCCCAAGGCGGCGUCGCCCGGAUGUCCGACCCGCAACUCAUUAAAGAAAUCAAGCAGGCCGUGACAAUCCCCGUCAUGGCCAAGGCCCGAAUCGGGCACUUCGUCGAGGCCCAAAUCCUCGAAGCCAUCGGCGUCGAUUACGUCGACGAGAGCGAGGUUCUGACCCUCGCCGACGAGGAGCACCACAUCAACAAGCAUAAUUUCCGGGUGCCCUUCGUCUGCGGCUGCCGGAACCUCGGCGAGGCCCUCCGCCGUGUCCGGGAGGGCGCGGCGAUGAUCCGGACGAAAGGCGAGGCCGGAACGGGAAACAUCAUCGAGGCGGUGCGGCACGUGCGGUCCGUGAUGGGGGACAUUAGGGUUUUGCGGAACAUGGACGAUGACGAGGUGUUCACCUUCGCAAAAAAGAUCGCGGCGCCGUACGAUCUGGUGAUGCAGACGAAGCAGCUCGGGAGGCUUCCGGUGGUGCACUUCGCCGCGGGAGGAGUGGCGACGCCGGCUGACGCGGCUCUGAUGAUGCAGCUGGGGUGCGACGGGGUGUUCGUCGGAUCGGGCGUGUUCAAGAGCGGUGACCCGGCGAAGCGGGCGAGAGCGAUUGUGCAGGCGGUGACGCACUACCGGGACCCCGAUGUGUUGGUGGAGGUGAGCUGCGGGUUGGGGGAGGCGAUGGUGGGGUUGAACUUGAAGGAUGCGAACGUGGAGAGGUUUGCGAGUCGGUCUGAGUGAUGGAGUUAAGGAACUGUUUGGAUGGUUUUAGUGGUUUUUUUACAUAUAAAAAAUUUAAGAUUAUGUGGCGGGUUGGGUUGGGUUGGGUUGGAUUUGUUUUUUUUUUUGCUGUUGGAUGUAGUAUUGAUUUUGUUUGCUUAAUAAUGGAUUAAAUUGUGUU